GUAGCCGCUGUGGAAGUCAGUGUGAGGAGAGGAUCCGCUCUGCGGGUUUGGGUGCUGAGUGUGUGUGUGUGUGUGUGUGUGUGUGUGAGAGAGAGUCCGUGGGUCGCUAUGAGGCGGAGAGAGAAGAGGUUGCUGCAGGUUGUGGUGUUGAUCAUCGCCGCGCUGCUUUUCCUCCACAGCGGCGCUCUGAGGAGCUCCAACCCCACCGGAAACACCGAGCUGUACCGCGCGCGCACACAGGGAGUACUCGGGAGGCUGAAGCCUGCAGACAGAGUGGACAGUCAGAGGAGGAAAGACUGGCACGACAACGAGGCCAUACAGAGAGAUGCAGCACGAAUAGGAAACGGAGAGCAGGGUAAAGCGUUCCCGAUGACCGACACUGACCGUGUGGAUCAGGCUUACAGAGAGAACGGCUUCAACAUUUACGUCAGCGACAGAAUCUCACUGAACAGAUCACUGCCUGACAUCCGCCACCCAAACUGUAAACACAAGCUGUAUGCUGAGAAUCUCCCCAACACCAGCAUCAUUAUUCCGUUCCAUAACGAGGGCUGGAGCUCAUUACUGCGCACCGUUCACAGUGUUGUGAACCGAUCGCCCUCUCAACUCAUCAGUGAGAUCAUCCUCGUAGAUGACUUCAGUGACCGAGAGCAUCUGAAGGCCCCGUUGGAGGAGUAUAUGGCUCGGCUGCCGAAGGUGCGCAUCGUUCGCACUCAGAAGCGUGAGGGUCUGAUCAGGACCAGACUGCUGGGGGCGUCGCUCGCUACGGGGCAGGUCAUCACCUUCCUCGACUCACACUGUGAGGCUAAUGUCAACUGGCUCCCCCCACUGCUGGAUCGUAUUAAACAGAACCGUAAAACGAUCGUGUGCCCAAUGAUUGACGUGAUCGACCACGAUAACUUCGGCUAUGAGGCUCAGGCAGGAGACGCCAUGCGUGGAGCUUUUGACUGGGAGAUGUUCUACAAACGCAUCCCCAUCCCCUCCGAGCUGCAGAACAGCGACCUGAGUGAACCGUUCGAGUCUCCAGUGAUGGCUGGUGGUUUGUUUGCUGUAGACAGGAAGUGGUUCUGGGAAUUGGGAGGAUACGACACAGGACUGGAGAUCUGGGGAGGAGAACAGUACGAGAUUUCCUUUAAGGUAUGGAUGUGUGGAGGUCGUAUGGAGGACAUUCCCUGCUCUCGGGUCGGCCAUAUAUACAGGAAGUAUGUUCCCUACAAAAUUCCUGGAGGAGUGAGCCUAUCUAGGAACCUGAAGCGAGUGGCAGAGGUGUGGAUGGACGAGUAUGCAGAAUUUAUUUAUCAGCGGCGGCCGGACUAUCGUCCCCUGUCUGUGGGAGACAUGAGCGCACAGAAGGAGCUCCGCCUCCGACUCGGCUGUAAGAGCUUCCAUUGGUUCAUGACUGAGGUGGCCUGGGACCUGCAGCACUAUUACCCUGCUGUGGAGCCCCCUGCUGCUGCCUGGGGGGAGCUGCGUAAUGUGGGCAGUGGGCUGUGUAUGGAGAAUAAGCACAUGUCAUCCGGUUCUCCUCUCAGACUGGAGCCAUGUAUAAAAGGUCGAGCAGACGCACUGUGGAAUCACGCACAGGUGUUUACGUUUGGGUGGAGGGAAGACAUCAGAGUUGGAGAUCCUUUACACACAAAGAAAGUGUGUUUUGACGCUGUUUCACACAGCAGCCCCGUCACACUCUACGACUGCCACGGCAUGAAGGGCAACCAGCUGUGGAGAUACAACAAGGAUUACACUCUCUUCCACCCAGUGAGUAACAGCUGUGUGGACAGCGACUCGUCUGAUAAACGGAUUUUCAUGAACUCAUGUGAUCCUGCGUCCCCAAGUCAGCAGUGGAGAUUCGAGAACGUUAACAUCACUGUUCUAGAGCAGUUCAACAAGAAGCUGUCUGCACUGUGAGAACCUCACCUCGAGAACAGCUGCGGUUUAUCUGACUGUUUUCUGCACUUGUGGAUUUGUUUCAGAUUCCGGACCGAGGCAGGGUUUUGGGAUGCAGAUUGGAGCACAUGGAUUCUGUAAAGGAGAUUUUUGAGAUCUGCAGUUUUAACAUCUGGAUCUUCAGGAUUGGGGUUUUUUAAUCUCUUGGAUGUGGGAGUUUUCUCUUCAGGAUGUUUGAGAUCCAGAACCAGAGUGAAAUCUCAGACUGUGACUGGACUUUGGACAUGAUGUAAUGAUGAUGAUGUCAUGAGUCGAGUCAGUGAUGUCAGCAGUUGGAACAUUAACCUUAAAAGAGUUUGUAGUUUAAAAUCGUAUAAAGUGCCCCAUUCGCGUGUUGGGUGGUGCGGUGCUGUUAGCUGGAGGAAAUUCAGACUGAAAAUGAAAAUCACAAAAACAUGUCAGUUUUUGUACAUUGAUGUUUCUCCUUCCAGAAGUGUUUAUGAGACGAUGUUGUGAUGCGUAAAGUGCUCGUGCUGUUAUACUUGAAGCUGAACUCAGUGCCUUGUUGUAAGAGAGCGUUAAACCGUUUUGUAACGGAGCUCUGAACACUCGCCUCACUGAUCCAUUCACUUAUUAAUUAGAGCACUUUUCUCAUUUGCACUCAGAUAGCCGUACAGGACGUGUGUUUACCACCGUAAAGAAAAGGCAGAAAUGAAUCAGAAGCUCGGUUUAUUCUCAGAGUGUAUUGUGAGUUGAGCUCUGAGUUAAAGGAGUCGGGAUGGUGAUGAAAGCAGGUUGGAGGAGGAGUUUAGCUUUAUAUAUGAUAUAAUGAUCAAGAAUUAAACGUGCAACACAUGAAACAGGACUGAAAUGUAAAUAUCAUGUAAUGCUAAGAAAAUGCAAUCAGCUGAUAUUCUGAUACGACCUCUAAAGUGUUUGUGAAAGUCGUGAGACAUUAUUUUGAUUUGAUUUUCUGUUUUAAUUAAAGCUGCAUAUGAUGAGAACAGACCACAUGACCUCACGGUGUACAAUAUCAUCACUAUAUUUUAUUUAAAACUACUCAAAGUUGAAUCAUAAACCCGAUCCAUAGUCAGAGUGACCGUUCUGUCCACCGUGUUCUUCAAAUGUGACCAGGAUGAUAAGACGUGUCCUCUCUGAAGGACGAGACACACACUGCAUGCCAACAUCAGAAAAAUCCCCCAGCACUGCAGACAUGCUCACUCCCUAGGCACCCUAAUGCAACACAGCUGAAUCUGUGUGUGUGUAUAAAAGAGUGAGUGAUCCAGCAUCACUAAUCAUUAUGAAGAUGCAUAUUUGCACUUUCCUGCAUGUUUGUUUCCUUUUUCUUUAUUUCUGUCUGUUAUUAACGGUUUAUUACACAAUGUUUCUUCUUUAUUAAUCACUUCACUGGAUUUUCUUCUGUUUAAAUCUGUCUGAUGCAUAAAAUGUAACAUUCUGUUAUGGAAUCAAGUUUAAAUUCGUCACAUGGAUUCAAAUUAUUGGUCAAUUUAGUGGCUGGACCCAAAGUUGGGUUUUGUCCCACAUGCUCGAGUCUCAGUCCAGUUCGUGCUCUUGCUCUGGAAUUGUGUUCCUGCUGGGAUGAAGGGGAACGUGAUGAAUUUACUGAAUUAACCGUUUGAUAAAAUUCUAUUUUGUAUAUUUCUAUUUUCUUGUUUUUUAACCUUUACAAAAGUGGGAGAUGAUUUUUAAAGCCAGCAACAACUUGAGGGAAUCCAAGUGGAAAUUAUGUAUUUUUCUACAGAAAAUGUAAAUCUAUUUCAGUACUGAUUAUGAAAAUGGAAUCACAAUAUUUUAAUUAAAAGGAUAAAAGAAA
Molecule: messenger RNA, 3715 nt
Organism: Neoarius graeffei (lesser salmon catfish)
Lineage: Eukaryota; Metazoa; Chordata; Actinopteri; Siluriformes; Ariidae
Gene: galnt10
Product: UDP-N-acetyl-alpha-D-galactosamine:polypeptide N-acetylgalactosaminyltransferase 10 (GalNAc-T10)
Exons: 12
Coding region: 109-1902 (597 amino acids)
Cellular component (GO): Golgi apparatus
Source: RefSeq, a predicted model, not a curated record